Molecule: messenger RNA, 2189 nt
Organism: Hyla sarda
Lineage: Eukaryota; Metazoa; Chordata; Amphibia; Anura; Hylidae
Gene: P2RY11
Product: purinergic receptor P2Y11
Exons: 2
Coding region: 957-1895 (312 amino acids)
Biological process (GO): G protein-coupled receptor signaling pathway; neuronal signal transduction; cellular response to ATP
Cellular component (GO): plasma membrane
Molecular function (GO): G protein-coupled ATP receptor activity; neurotransmitter receptor activity
Source: RefSeq, a predicted model, not a curated record
AUUGUACUGGAUUAAGCAUGCUUUUGCAUGUUUUAUCUCUGACAGGAAGUUGCGUAGUCCUCUAACUUUCAGUGUGGUGUUGUCUCAGCAGCUCCCUGGCUCCUCCCUCUCCUCUAAAACAACGCAUAAUCAUCAGGUGGCUCUGGAUCGUGCCCCUGAGCUCUAGCCCCGCCCCUGAGUGAUGUCACCACCUCUGACCAACCCCUACAGCUACAACACUUCUCCCUGUCAUAUAUAUGUGAUAGCCUGGGGGAGUAGGGGAUGGGGAGUGUAGCUGUGCGGUGUCUAAAGGGUGCUUGUUAACCCAAGCUAUUCGUGAUGCCAGGGUGAGGGCUCCUCAGUAAUGCUUGUCCUACCGCCACCCUUCCCAAGAGCGAUAGGGAGGUAGAUAAUAAUGGAAUGUCCACAACCGGAGAGUUUGCUGAAACAGUUGUAACUUUUUCUGAAGAUUUUAUGCAAGCUUCAUAACCGGAACAGUUGCUAUACAUGCAAGCUUUCUUUGGAGAUUGACAAAGGUUGGGACUUUAGCAGUUUAGAGUCUUUAGGAUAAUAUGCGCUGUUCCACUGGAUUUAGGGGAUUUAGUUGCGGUCCAGUAGUCAUGCUAGCUUUAGUGGGGGUAAUUUAGAACUCACGGUUUAAGUUCCGCUGAGGCCGGUAGGUUUUCUGGCCUAGCGUGUCUUUGCAAGUUGCGAAGAUCCGUCCUGCUAGUCCGGCAUCCACGAGAGCAGCAACCCAAGAGAGCGAUAAUUGGCUACAGCUCCCUUAUAUAGGCAGGGGCUGGACUAGAGCUAAUUGGUCCAAUACUUGUGUCAAUCACCUUUACACAGAAUUAUGGGUAACAUGUGACCCAAGGACCUCCAAAGGUCCUCUAACAUACCAUAUAGGAGUCAACAUGGUCACAUGACGAUAGGUCCUGCUACGCUAACAAGGACGGCUCCUUGAAGGACAUUGAUCUAUGGCGACCCACAAGUGCAACAUCUCCUUCUCUCAUGUCCAGGUUAACUACUUAGCUCCAGUGUAUGGAGUCGAGUUCUUUAUAGCUUUACUAGGUAAUGGAUUUGCCAUCUGGCUACUGAUGCCCAGAGGAUCCAAGAAAAGCCACGCUGGCAUCAUCUUCUCCUUGAACCUUGCGGUGAGUGACUUGGCCUAUGCGCUGUCUCUGCCCCUUCUGGUGGCGUACUACACUAUGGGCAAAAAUUGGGUCUUCGGCCUUGCGCUGUGUAAAGUGGAACGGUUUCUUUUCAAUUGCAAUCUCUACGGAAGUAUCUUCUUCAUAACUUGUAUCAGUGCCAACCGCUGCCUGGGUAUAGUGUACCCAUUCUAUGCCAGAGGUAAGGUAGAAAGCAAGCACGCUAAGGUGGCGAGCGUCAUUGUAUGGCUGUUCGUUGCCACCAUCGCCGCCCCGGUCUUCAAAUUUUCCACAACGAAAGAUGAAGGAGCUGUUACGGAAUGCAUAGGGACAGCGGUGGAUGGUAUGUUGACCACUUACCUGCCAUACAGCCUGUUCCUUGCUGGGUUCGGCUGUGCCCUCCCUUUUGUGAUUACUCUUUUUUCAUACAUUGGCAUUGCAAGGGCAGUUUGGAAAAGCCAUGGACUUGAGUCAAGAGAGAAGAGGAAGGUGGUCGCCAUGGUGUGCAUCGUGGUGGCCCUUUAUUCCAUCUCCUUUCUGCCUUACCACAUUCUGAGGAACCUCAACCUUGCCAACAGGCAGUACCCACCAUCCUGCGCAAGAUCUUCGUACGUCCACUCAGCUUUUCAGAUAACCAGAGGUCUGGUGGCCUUGAACCCUUGUAUUCAUCCAUUGCUGUACACGUCAGUCAUGGACAACGUGAGAGCGCGGCUCGGGUGCUGCCAGGGACAUGGCGAGAAAAACUCUGAGGACAUCCGACUGUGAAAGGAGACUCUUUAGUUUGACUUUUUCUUUUAAGGAUUAUAAACUUGACAGAUGUGAGAAUUGGGCAACUGGUUUAACAUAAGGAACGAUGAAAGUGUCCAGGGAACGGAACUCAUCAAAGCUGAGAAGGACACAGUAGUAUGAACAGCGUCCGAUGUCCUCCACAAGCAUUGGAUACAUCCAGGACAAAGUUAAAGGGGUAUUCCAUUAAAAAAACAUGUUUGCUUGUUUUUCAUAUCAACUGGCUCCAGAAAGUUAAACAGAUUUUUGAAUUACUUUGAUUAAAAACAUCUU